Talaromyces stipitatus ATCC 10500 is the source of this 1184-nucleotide messenger RNA. Its product is annotated as phosphatidylserine decarboxylase, putative. The record is from RefSeq and is a predicted model, not a curated record. Bases 39 to 1049 code for a protein of 336 amino acids. Gene Ontology annotation, molecular function: phosphatidylserine decarboxylase activity. The transcript has 4 exons. Gene Ontology annotation, biological process: phospholipid biosynthetic process. NCBI's taxonomy places the organism in Eukaryota, Fungi, Ascomycota, Eurotiomycetes, Eurotiales, Trichocomaceae.
CACUGUUUAAUGCAACUAAUUCAAUAAUCUACAGCAAUAUGGGCAUACUAGGGUUCCUCCACGCCUUUGCAGACUAUCUGCUAUCGCUGGUCAAGAUCGUCCAAAAUCGAGAAGUUGGCUGGAGGACGAUUAAUCGGAAGACUGGCCGUGAAAUUCGCGAGCAACAACCCUUGUUGAAGAAGCUCAAGCUAUUCCUUCUUUUCAACCCGUUGACAGAAUGGAUCGAUACAACCCACUUUAUGCGUCUUCACCUCCAUAAAAAGAAUUAUGAAAGCGGCAUAAGAGAAGGAACACCCGCCUCCAAAAACCAAAUCAAAUCCUUCGUAAACUUCUACCACAUCAACAUGAACGACUUUGAACCCUCCGAAAUCAACGCCUACAACACAUUCGAAGACUUCUUCGUCCGCGCCCACAAACCAGGCUCACGGCCCAUCCACGCCAAAAACGAUCCCGCAAAGGCCGUCGUAGUCGCCGAUUCCCGCGUCGUAGUCUACGAAACCGUCGCCGAAAGCAAAAAGAUCUGGAUCAAAGGUAACGAUUUCACAAUCACAAAUCUGGUCAUGGAUAAACAACUCGGUCCGUUAUUUGAUGACGGCUCUGUGGCUAGUUUCAGGCUUUCGCCGCAGGAUUAUCAUCGUUAUCAUAGUCCUGUGAGUGGGAAGAUUAAGUUGUUUAGGAGUUUGCCGGGGAAUUAUUACCAAGUUGAUCCCUUGGCGCUUAGGAGUGGGUUGGAUAUAUUGUCCAAUAAUGCGAGGGAUUAUGUCUUGAUUGAGUCGGAGCAGUUUGGGGAUGUGUUGUUUGUGGCUAUUGGGGCUACGGAUGUGGGAACUGUAAUGAUACAUGAUAAGUGGCAGAAACCGGGAAACUACAUCAACAAAGGCGAUGAACUAGGUUUGUUCCAGUUCGGCGGAUCCUCGAUUAUCGUUGCCUUCCAGAAGGGACAUAUUGAGUUCGACAAGGAUUUGUUGGAUGUCAGCAAGGCUGCAAUUGCUAUGGAUGUGGAGAUAGGAAUGAGUCUUGGAAAGGCUGUGAAGGUGUCCAAGUCUUGAGUUGGAUAUGUGUCCAUGUAUUGUAUAGUGUAUAAUAUGGUGUUAUGGCACGAGAUUGCGUGAAAUUGAUAGUUGUUUGUACAAUAUCCAUUACAUGUCAUUGGUCAUGAACUCGAUGAUUAGUUAUGAGAUGCC